This is a messenger RNA of Naegleria fowleri, 2079 nucleotides long. RefSeq lists its product as uncharacterized. The transcript has a single exon. NCBI's taxonomy places the organism in Eukaryota, Heterolobosea, Eutetramitea, Acrasida, Naegleriidae. Bases 1 to 2079 code for a protein of 692 amino acids. Gene Ontology annotation, biological process: ribosomal small subunit export from nucleus; ribosomal small subunit biogenesis. Gene Ontology annotation, cellular component: preribosome, small subunit precursor; nucleus; cytosol. The record is from RefSeq and is a predicted model, not a curated record.
AUGCCAAGACGCCAACAAGAAAAGAAAUCAUCAACCGAACAAAAGAAGAACGCCGUCACUUUCAGACUCUUUCAAGGAGGAGUAAACGGCAGCAAUACUGUUUGGGUUCCGACAAAUCUACAAAAUCAAUCGGAAAAAGCCAAAGAAACAUAUGAAAAAUUGAAGAAAACUUUAGGAGAUGUGAUCGAAGAGGAUGUGGAAGAAGAACCAAAGGUCAUGUUUGGUCUUCAAAAGUUGAUGGAUAUGCAAAAUGAUGGCGAGUUUAAUGAUGAAGAGGAUGAUGAUGAUUUUGAAUUUGAUGAAGAAAUGGUUUCCGAAGAGACUGAAGAAUCACACAAAGAGCGACAAAGAAGGACCGUUGGUGGUCUAUUUCCCGAUGAUGGAUAUGACUAUUCAAAGCAUAUCAAAAAGAUUGGAGGUGGUACUUUUAUCAGUGCCUUCGGAAACGAAACAUAUCAAAUGCCAUCUAUACUCUACGAGGAGAGUCCUGCCCAAAAAGAAGAGGAAUUGAAAGAGUAUGAUGAUGAAGAUGAAGAAGAAUAUGAGGAUUCGGAAGAGGAGGAAGAAGUAAAGCCAACAUUAGAAUCACUUAUUAAUGGGGAGAAGGAACCAAAAGCAGGCAGCUCUUCUGAACUUAAUGAUUCAAAGAUCCCAUUCAAGCUUAGACCAGAUUUUAAAGCCUAUGGCUUGGAAAAAUAUGCUCAUGGCAAAAUAGAUACUGAAAUUGAGACAAUUUUGGAGAGAGAUGGAGAGACUGAAUCAGAAGAAGAAGAAGAGGACGAAAAUGAAAAAGUAAAUCCAUUGGAUAAAUAUGGAGAAGACUAUGAUGAUUUCUUUGGCGAAAUUGUUCAAGAAUUAAUAAUGGAAAAAGCUGAAGAAGAAGAAGGUGACGAUGAAGAUUAUAUAGAUGAAGAUGAUGAUGAAACACGUCCUAGAGUCUUCAAUUUUGAUAAUGAUGAGCCACUACCAAAAGAAUUGCUCAAAAAAUUUUUGCCAAAAGAAGAGUUGAUUUUAAUUGAAGAGGAAGAGGCAAAGAGAAAUGCAAACAAAAAAUCAAAAACUACAAAAGCAUCUGUGACAGCCAAGAAAGAGGCUAAAAUGGACGAAAAACCAACCAACCAAGCAAAAAAGAAAGUGUCUUUUACUGUAGUUGACGAAGAUGAUGGUGAUGAUGGUGAAUGGGAAGAUGAAGAUGGUGAAUGGGAAGAUGCAGAAGAUGAAGAUGGUGAAUGGGAAGACGCAGAAGACGAAGAAGAGGAGCCUGUUUUCACAAAGUCAGAAAACAGAAAACAAUUUGACCAAGAUUUUGACAUUUUCUAUAAGAAUGCAUAUGCUGAUGAUCAGAUUGGAGAAUUGGAUGAUAAUGACCCAAAGCUGAGAGAAAAUACUGAAUUUGAUGCAAAGCGAGUGAAUGAUUUGCUCGAAGACUUUUUCACAGAGCAAAGAAGAAGAUUUGGAGCUGGUGAAUUCAAAAAGAGCUCAACAAUUACAGAUGAAGAAUUGAAAGAGAUUGAGGCACAGCUUCCUCCUGAUGUGAAAGUUUUCCGAAGAGAAGACUUUGAGAAGAUGCGAGAACUAUCUCCAGAAGAAAGAUACAAGAUGGUGGUGAGACAAAUGGAAAGAAUUGAAAAAGAGGAAGCUAAAGGAGAAACAGAAGUCAUUACCAUUCCUGAACGAGAUAAUCGAUGGGACUGUGAGACCAUUCUAACCAGUUACACAAACAUUUAUAACCAUCCGUCAGUCAUUGAUGAUGCACCACGAAAGAAAAAACCAAAACAAAUCAAAUUGUCACAAAAGUCUGGUUUACCUAUUGGAGUUAUCGGCAAACAAAAGGUUGACAUGAGUGAGGAACAAGUUGACGAAGAUGAUUUUGAGGAGGUUGUAAAUUUAGGCCAGGCAAGAAAUAAGAACGAAACAAAAGAAGAACGCAAGGAACGAAAGAAAAAGGCAAAGGAAUUGAAGAGACAAAAACGAGAGCAAAAAAAGAAUCUCAAAACCACUUUCAAAGAAGAGGCGCUUAAGCAACAAAAACUCUCUGUUAAUCCUUCGGCCCAACAAAAAGUGGUCGUGAAAUAUUAA